AUGUCUUUAUCUCAUAACCAAAUUCAUCAAUACUCUCUUAUAAAUGCCCUCAUGCAGGGUAUUUGUGUGGAGGGUUUGCCAGCAUCCCAGCUGCCCGAAAAAGGAGACCACGGCCUUGGGACACUUUCUGGUCUAAAUGGAGAGAUAGUUAUCAUAGAUGGAGUCUGUUAUCAUUUCACCGCAAGUGGAGGUGCUCAUAUUCUGGGAGACCAAGAAAUCAUUGCCUUUAUCAUGAUUACAAGGUUUCAACCAGUGAACAUUGUCCAACUUCCUCAUCUAUCCUUCGAAUCACUUUACAAACAGAUUUCUGGCCUACAUGAAGCUGCCAGGAACUGCUUUUGUGCGAUCAAAAUUGAGGGUCAUUUCACCCAGAUUAAAUAUCGAGUCAUCCCAGGACAGUCCCGACCAGGAGAAACACUACUAGAGCUGCAAGAAAGGCAGCUGAUUCAGACAUUCAGCCACCAGUCAGGAACUUUAUUUGGAUUCAUGUCGCCUGGCUAUACAGCUGGACUCAGUGUCCCAGGGAUUCAUUUACACUUCCUGUCUAAGGACCGACAACACGGAGGGCAUGUGCUGGACUUUGAGACCAACAGUCAACCAGCUACAUUGUCGACUGCUGUUAUCCGGAAGUAUAAUCUUGAAAUCCCAGAUACCAAGGAAUUCGGUACCAAGUGUGUGAUAGUUCACGACAAAGUUGAUCUUGAUAGGGCCGAGGGAAUGCACCAUUCAUGAUCAAGUAAGACAAGGGAUGAUGAAGAUCAACUUCAUUAAAUGUUAUGAUAGAUAAUUAUUACAACAGAAUGGAAAAAGAGAAGGGUAAUGAGUAUUAUUUGCAGAGCGAGGCUCUGCAGCCCUAAUACGAUCCAGUCAAAAUUGCGAUCUCAAUUCUAAUUAUUAGUGAG
Messenger RNA from Penicilliopsis zonata CBS 506.65, 902 nucleotides. RefSeq lists its product as hypothetical. NCBI's taxonomy places the organism in Eukaryota, Fungi, Ascomycota, Eurotiomycetes, Eurotiales, Aspergillaceae. Gene Ontology annotation, biological process: acetoin biosynthetic process. The transcript has a single exon. The record is from RefSeq and is a predicted model, not a curated record. Gene Ontology annotation, molecular function: acetolactate decarboxylase activity. Bases 1 to 732 code for a protein of 243 amino acids.